UAUAGUGGAUGUUCAGCUGAUAUCAUGAGGAGUGGAGGGGUUUUCAAUAAAUUUGUGACUUCCCCUCCAGUUCCACUCGUGCUUCAUGAGCACACAAUUCACGGGAUUGGACCUCAGAGAGAUCCACCCACACUUGGAAGUUAAAUCCCCCCUCUUAGGUUUUUCAAAGAGCUCACUUUAGAUCUGUCUUUUUUAAAGUUACAUCUUUCUUGACCUGCAUUGGCUUCUUUAUACGUUAUAAUGGUUUUUAUGCACACUGUGUGCAAUGUGUCCUUUUGAAAACAAAAAGACAGAUUUUUGGGGAUCACACUCGUGUACUCGUGUUAUGUCAUACCAUUAAUAUUAUCUGCUUUCUCUUCCAUCUCCAUUACUUAUGCUGCUCACUUUGACCCUCUAGGACAAAAACACAUCUGUUCAAAGCCCCACCAUCAUGCACAUUUUCCCCACAACAAUACAUUAGCUUUUCUGUGUAAAUCCCUGCUCGGUACUGCUUUCUACUGUCACAAAGGUUCAAAGGCUCCGUGUGAAUAGCUGGCGGGAUAUAAGAUAGAUGACCAAAGAGAGGGUGGAGUGAGGGGUUCUGGAUAAAGAAGUGGGCGUUAGAUGUGGACACUCAGAGAGAGAUUACGGCUCUCAGUCUCAAGGGAAGGAAGCAAGAGAGAGUUCUUCAGGAAUGACACUCAGUUUCGAGCGGUCACCUUUGUGUAUUGAUGGCAUGAGACCCUUCUUCCUGGCAUCAGAGCGCUCGGCCAUGGUCAACGUAGCGUCACUUUUGGCCCGUAGGUUCUACCAUGUUGGAGGCAGCGUGGCGGUGCCACAGAAGUGUCGUUUGGCAUAUAUAGUUGAGCGAUGCAUGAGUGUGAUGCAGUCGGGGACUCAGAUGGUGAAGCUGAAGAACGGUUCUAAAGGUCUGGUCCGGCUCUUCUAUUUGGAUGAACAUCGUUCCUGUAUCCGCUGGAGACCGUCUCGCAAGAGUGAGAAAGCCAAGAUCACCAUCGACUCACUCUACAAGGUCACAGAAGGUCGUCAGUCUGACAUUUUCCAUCGCCAUGCGGAAGGGAACUUUGAUCCGAGCUGUUGUUUCACUAUUUACCACGGCAACCACAUGGAAUCUCUAGACUUGGUUACCUCAAAUGCAGAGGAAGCGCGGACAUGGGUGACCGGACUCCGAUAUCUGAUGGCCGGUAUCAGUGAUGAGGAUUCGCUAGCCAAGAGACAGCGCACACAUGACCAGUGGAUGAAGCAGACCUUCGAGGAGGCUGAUAAGAAUGGAGAUGGUCUUCUGAACAUUGAAGAGAUCUACCAGCUUUUACACAAGUUGAACGUCAACUUGCCUCGCAGGAAAGUCAAACAGAUGUUCCAGGAAGCAGACACUGAUGACCAGCAGGGAACACUGACGUUUGAGGAGUUCACUGUCUUCUAUAAGAUGAUGUCGUUAAGGCGAGACCUCUAUCUGCUGCUCAUGUGCUUCAGUGAGAAGAAGGAUCACCUGACCGCAGAGGAACUCGGCAACUUUCUGCGUGUGGAGCAAAAGAUGUCCAAUGUGACCCCUGAGCACUGUGCGGACAUAAUCAAUAAGUUUGAAGUCUCUGAGGAGAACAAGCAGUAUGGAGUUCUUGGAAUCGAAGGGUUCACCAGCUACAUGCGGAGCCCAGUCUGUGAUGUGUUCAACCCUCAGCACAACGAGGUCAAUCAAGACAUGGAUCAGCCUCUGUGUAACUAUUUCAUAGCCUCUUCCCACAACACCUACCUGACUGGAGAUCAGCUGCUGUCCCAUUCCAAGACGGACAUGUAUGCUUGGGUCCUGCAGGCCGGCUGCCGCUGUGUGGAGGUGGACUGCUGGGAUGGUCCAGACGGGGAGCCUAUGGUCCAACACGGUUACACUCUGACCUCCAAGAUCACCUUUAAAUCUGUCAUUGAGACCAUCAACAAAUACGCCUUUGUAAACAAUGAGUUCCCCGUGAUCCUGUCCAUAGAGAAUCACUGCAGCAUUCAGCAGCAGAAGAAGAUAGCUCAGCAUCUGAAAAACAUCUUCGGAGACAAGCUGGAUGUGGGGGAGGCUCUGAACAAAGACCCAAAGCAGCUCCCCAGUCCGAACUCCCUGAAGGGCAAGAUACUCAUAAAGGGAAAGCGUCUUCCUCCGUACUUGUCUGCAGAUGCUGAAGAGGGUGAGGUGUCUGACGAUGACAGUGCUGAUGAGAUUGAAGAUGACUUCAAGCUGAAGAAUAGCAUGUCCAAUGGGCCCUGUCAGCACCAGGUGGAGUCCCACAUCAGGAAGAAACUAGACUCACUGAUGAAAGAGUCACAGAUCGGGGACAAAGAGGACACGGACAGUUUCUCUAUCCGAGCCCUGCUCCGUGCCACCCAUGAGGGCCUCCAAAGAAACCUGCGCAAGAAUUCCAAAGAUGGCAUGAAGAAAUCCCAGAGCCGCUCCUUCAUCAGCAACCUCAAGCACAAGAGGCAUUCCAAAUCAAGGCUGAAAUGUCAGAGUGUUGAAACAGACGAUGACAGGCAGCAGGAGCCAUCAGGUGGACAGUUUAACAGAGGUGGAAGGAGAAGAAAAACGAUAAAGCUGAGUAGAGAUCUAUCAGUUCUGGUGGUCCUCACUAACUCUGUGGCCUCUCAGGAGUGUUUAGAUGAGGGAUCACCCUAUAAUGUUCUGUCGUUUAGUGAGACACGAGCUCAGCACCUGGUGCACCAUCGAUCUGAGCGCUUCUUGACUUUCAACCAACGACAGCUCUCUCGGAUCUAUCCCUCUGCCUACCGGAUUGACUCCAGUAACUUUAACCCACAGACGUACUGGAAUGUGGGUUGCCAACUUGUGGCUUUAAACUACCAGACUGAUGGCCGUAUGAUGCAACUGAACAGAGCCAAGUUCAUGGUGAAUGGAGGCAGUGGCUAUGUGCUCAAACCUGGCCCAAUGUGUAAAGGCUCCUUCAACCCACUGAAUGAUGAUCCGCUCCAUGCUAAUCCGAAGAAACAAUUGGUGAUAAAAAUCAUUAGUGGACAGCAGCUGCCCAAACCUCCUGAUUCAAUGCUGGGAGAUCGUGGUGAGAUCAUUGAUCCCUUCGUUGAGGUGGAGAUUAUUGGUCUUCCGGUGGAUUGCUGUAAAGAACAAACCAGGGUUGUGGAUGAUAAUGGUUUCAACCCUGUGUGGGAAGAGACUGUGUCUUUCACACUUCACAUGCCCGAGGUGGCUCUAGUGCGCUUCCUGGUUUGGGAUCAUGACCCCAUUGGACGAGACUUUGUGGGCCAGAGAACUGUAGCUUUCAGCAGUCUCAUGCCAGGAUUUAGACACGUUUAUUUGGAAGGAAUGACAGAGGCAUCCAUUUUUGUCCAUAUCACAGUGCAUGACAUCUAUGGGAAGUGGAGUCCUUUAGUCCUCAACCCAAGCUAUACCAUAAUGCACUUGCUAGGAGCUAAUAAGGGUCGUCAGCUGCGAGGUUUUAGAGGCUUAUUUAAUAGAAGUUCCAAGUCCUCAGUGGACACACAUAUUGGAGUUCCACCUCGUAAACGAUCCAUAACUGACCACCUUCUUCGAAGGACUGCCAGUGCCCCUGCUAAGGGCAGCAAAAAGAGCAAGAUGCCACUGGCUGAAGUUACAAGUGACAGAAAGCACAGCACUGGGGACUCUCAAACCAUUUUUGUAGAGAGGAGAGCGGGGAACAGAAAAGCCCUCCAACACGGUCCAGCAUCUAUGCCCCUGGAUAAGCUCCUACAUAGUCACCUCAGCCUGUCCACCCCAGAUCGGGAGGGCCCUGAUCCUGAAGCUGACACAAUCAUUGAUUCCUUCCUCAAUGAGAAACCCAGAUCUGUCUCAGUGGAUCUCCUCUUUGAAACUUAUGCCUUCAAAAAACCUGAUGUCCAUGCCCUUUCAGCUGACCACAUUCAAGACUGUAACAUUGAGCCCAAAGAUACAAAAGAAACCCCUUACCUGGUCAUUGAGCACAGGCCAGCAGACCACUUGACAGGUCCUACAGAGCAAUGCAAUGGUGGCAGUAGCUUACGGAGUGAAGGAAGUCAUAGAGAAUCAUGCCAGUUGGAAGCCCCUAAAAAGAACAUUCUAACACCCAAGGCAGCCACGUAUUCCUCAACUUCCUCUUCUUCCUCAUCUUCAGGAACCAACACCAAAUCACACUCUCCUAGAAUGACUCUGCCAGAUGAGAAGAGUCAAGUGUCCCUCCAGGAAAGUGCUCUCUCUCGCCUUAUUGACGCUGUCUCAUUAGACAAUGAGUAUGACACCUGUGGGUCCAUUUCUGUUCUGAUUGGCCAAUUUGAGGUCACUGAUGAGCAGAGCUCCCUAAUUCCAUCCAACUCACAACCCAUGAAAUAUUCUCUUCCUCCAUUUGACCUUCCUUGUCUCAACAAUGAGCUUUCCAGCACUCCACUAAAAGUUAUCAAAAAAUCUGUGUGCGCAACCUCAGAGCUAACCGAGAGACCUUCUAGUCCUAAAACGACUGAACCUGCAGUCUUUACCAUCUUGGAUGAGGAGGUGCUUUCUCCUGUAUUUACAAACAGCCUUUGUCAAAACAACUUUCAAAAUGACUUGGUUGGUUCUCCUGUGGUCAGCCAGGGAUCCUCGCCCAUCAAGAUGCCUUUAGAAUGGUCUGCACAUGGAAAUCUAAAGCAAAGCUAUAGCAGCCAAUGCCAUUCCACUGGUUCCUGCAGAAAUGUUGAAUUCGGAGGAUACAGAGAGACCUCAAUCAAUAGCACAGCCUCAGACCGCUUCUUGCUGUGCCAAGACUUUACAAACAGCAGUCUGAUGGAGGUGGAGAUCAAUGUAGACGAGGAUCCCUUAGACAACACGCUGACCCCUUUGAGUCCUCUUCACGAUUUCAAAAGUGGUCAAAGCUUAAACCAGACCUCCCUCUAUCAAGUACAAAGACUUGAACCAAACCAUCUCCACAAACUCUCAUACAAUCCCUCUCCUGUUCACUCAUACUCCACGGACACAUCACCCUUUCACAGACUCUACCAAUCUCCACACCAAAGUCUGAACUCUAGCACCUACCUUAAUAACAAAUCCCAGCCAAGGAAGUUUAAAUGUUAUAAUGAUUCUGGGAGAUUUACACUUGGUGAUCACAGAAUAGAUGCCACAGAAGGAAGGCACCAGGAGACAAGAGACCAGAACAGCUUGAUCAGCAGGGCAGAGCAUUUAAACAAAAGCUCUUUGUCCUCAGAAUGUCUUGCAAAGACUCAAGGCUGUCAUAAUUUGUUAAAGAGGGACUUGUACACACCUGUAUCAGACUACAACAUGAUUACAGUUGAAUCACAAGACUCUUUUUCCCAGCCAUCUCCGCACAAUCAGGCCUUUCCUGUACCUCCUCCUCAGAUGUACAAUGGACUCUCUCCAACUUCUUCCAAGUCCAAGAGCCUGGGAGACCUGACCUCUGAGGACAUUUCAUGUAACUUUCAGAGCAAGUACAAGUCAAUCAGCCGAAGUUUUGUCACUCCUGCAAUGAAAGACCAAAGACGCAUGUGUGGGAUUUCUGGUCGUCCGAAGUCCACUGAUCCCUUAACUGAGCAGCUUCGCAAGCUUGUAACACUGGAACAUGAAGACUAUACGCAUCCCCUCCCCUCUUGUUCUCAACCCAUCCCGAAACCUCUUUCAGUGCUUCCUCUGGUUUCUCGGAGCUCUGCUGAUGAUCCUGAAGACCCUCCACCAUUUCUGUCAAGACGACUGUCGUCCCGCAGUCAAAGUCGUGUACGUCAUAUAGCCAAUCGUGCACGUGAGAGACAGCAGGAGGCCUUCAAACACCACUCUGUUGAGGGUGCCAUGGAAGUAGUACUCCGCAAUAAACCAGUUUCCUCCCAAAAUCCUCCACCGAACAGGCACUCUACAGGGUCUUAUAUCACUGGUUACCUGAACCAUCUGGGUCCUGAGGCCCGAGGCUUGCCUGAAGGAGCCUGCACCUCACUACACUAUGGAUACGGAGAUCGCUACUAUAAUGACGAUUCUGUACUCCCUCCGGACUUCUCCAACUCAUCAGAACCCGAGGUCUUCUUCCUACUUAGGCUUUGACCUUGCAUCUCACCUGCUGUUUUUGACUGUGCAUGUAUUUCCUAGUAACAGUUGCAACUAUUGUAUAUGUAGCAGGACACUUCCAGAACUGUGUACAUAUUCCAUAUAACACGGUCUCCUACUUGUGCUACUCCUGCUGUAUUAAACUUAUUAUUUUAUAUACAUGUGGUCCCUGUCAUGCUUGAAAAAAAAUAUUGUUCAAAAUGUGUGCUGUCUCAAGGUUUAAAAAAAAAAAGAGUAAAUAAUUGAAUUGGAUAUUUCUUGCAGACAUUUUCUUUUUGUUGUUGUUGUCAGCUAUUUGUUCUUUUUUAAACUAUGUAGUACAACAAAGUCAUGAAGGGGCUUCUCUUUUUAUUCAGUCUUCCUGCAUAUCUUGUUAUUUGUAUGUCUGUGUAGUUUGUACAUAUGUUGGUAAAUUUAUGCUCAGUCAAAGCACGAUUGGUUUUCCUUUCAAUUUUAAAUACUGUGAGGUUUUUUUUAGCAUGUGAACUGUGAACAUUUUCAGCAUGACUAUGCACAGACCUGUAGAUGCUGUGCUCUGAUUUUGCACAGAAUAAUUCUGUUGUAUUGAAUGCAAUACAGCACAUUUACCUGCUUGCUCUGACUUGCUUGCUUUCUAUUAGUCAUGGAUUUAAAGAAGUUUGAAACUCUUCUUCAUAUUCUAAAGCUGUAUGGUUAAAGUUUUAUUUUUAUAAUUGCUUUGAUACAG
Messenger RNA from Sinocyclocheilus rhinocerous, 6731 nucleotides. RefSeq names its product phospholipase C, eta 1 (gene plch1). The coding region runs from base 674 to 6022 and encodes 1782 amino acids. Gene Ontology annotation, biological process: release of sequestered calcium ion into cytosol; phosphatidylinositol metabolic process; phosphatidylinositol-mediated signaling. Gene Ontology annotation, cellular component: cytoplasm. NCBI's taxonomy places the organism in Eukaryota, Metazoa, Chordata, Actinopteri, Cypriniformes, Cyprinidae. The record is from RefSeq and is a predicted model, not a curated record. The transcript has 24 exons. Gene Ontology annotation, molecular function: phosphatidylinositol-4,5-bisphosphate phospholipase C activity; calcium ion binding.